Ilyonectria robusta is the source of this 2019-nucleotide messenger RNA. RefSeq names its product ankyrin repeat-containing domain protein. Gene Ontology annotation, molecular function: protein binding. Bases 1 to 2019 code for a protein of 672 amino acids. The transcript is spliced from 2 exons. Lineage: Eukaryota; Fungi; Ascomycota; Sordariomycetes; Hypocreales; Nectriaceae. The record is from RefSeq and is a predicted model, not a curated record.
AUGGACGGCUUCUCAGUAGUUUCGUUGACAUCUUCCGCCGCAACCAUCUCCAACCGUGCGCUUUCGAGCGCCGAGGAGCUGAAGGAGCUCAUCCAGAACUUGGACUCGCAGCACUUCACCAUCCCGCACCUCUCCCCCUUGGGCGACGCGCUCCACCAGCUCCACCAACAAGUCGCUCAAUUACAAACGGCCCUAAAUGGGGCGUCAGCCAUCUCGGUGAGGCUCCAGACUCACCUGAGCCAGUCGCUCGAGGCGUGCGAUGGAAUCGCCGCCGUGCUGAACAAGCAGGUCAUGCGCCUGCAGGCUGAUAACUUGCUCCUGUUUGAUGAGACAUUCUGUGCGGUGCACAGCCAUACGCUUGUCUCGUACUGUCAAUUGUUCGACGUAUUCGUGAAGCUGCUGUCUUUGCCAGACAAGGAACACCAGGAUGCUGCUCUUGACUCCACUGAGAGCAUGGCUUGUCUCGAGCAAGUUAGUAUUGCCUCCCAGAGAGCAUCAGAAACACGAGAUAUCUUGCUCCCUGAGGGCGCGCCUCCUACUGUAUCGAGUAGCAAGGGACCUCUUCCAGGCGACAGCAACGAACCCCCGCCGUAUGAGCCUGCAGUUCCUGGACCCUCGUCGUCAGCGGCGGCUGGACCAUCGAGUCCGGCUUUGGGCUUUUCCAUGUCGUCGCUCACGAAUUCCUUUAAAGCUAUGACGUCCAACCUUUGGCCGAAGCCGGAUCCUCUUGCAACCGCCUUCUGUCAAGCCGCUCUAAGAGGCGAUGUCAAACAAAUGAGCGGGUUUCUCGCCCAAGGAGGAAACAUGAAUGGUCGAGAUGGCGAUGGUAACACGCCCUUGACCUGCGCAAUUUUGGCCGAUAAGGAGGAGGCUGUCAUGUUUCUACUCACGUCUGGUGCCAACGUAUCUUCGCGGGACGGGUCCAAGUUGCCGCCCGUGUUCUUGGCCGCCUCAGCUGGUAGCGUCGAUGCGGUCAGGCUCCUCAUCAGCAAGGGGGCAGACAUCAACCAGAAGAGUUGGUCCGGGCAGUCUUUCUUCGUCGAUGUCGUUGCGAGCGAAAACGUGAAGGGGAUCCAGGCGCUUUUGGAGAACGGCGCAAAUGCAAACACCACGAGUAUAUCGGGACGAUCUGUCAUUGCCCAAGUCGUCAAGAAAGGCAACAUAGAGCUUGCUACUCUGCUUAUACGACAUGGAGCAGACGUCAACUCAUACGACAUCACCGGGAACUCUUUGAUAGCCUUGGCUGUUGGCCAGCCGAACGUGGAAAUGGUCCGCUUGCUUCUGAGACACGGUGCAAGCGCAACUGGACGGGGCCUCAAUGGAAACACAAUGCUGGUGGACGCAAUUAGCAAGCGACGGAUGGAGAUUGCCACUCUGCUCCUCGGGCGUGGAGCGGACGCAAGUGCUCGAGAUCUCCAGGGCAACCCGAUUCUUGUCGCGGUCAUCCGAGACACCAAGCUGACCGAGCAGGAGCGGUUGGACACGGCGAACCUGCUCCUCAGGCAUGGUGCUUCUCCCAACGUCAAUGAUAGCACCUGGAGCAUGCCUGCAAUGUGCUACGCAAUGGAGAACGGGUCUUCGGAGCUGGUCAAGCUGAUGCUGCGGUAUGGCGCGUCGACGGAUAAGAAGAUGAAGGGCGGAGAGACGCUGCUCCUGUAUGCCAUGGACAACGGGAGAAGCGAUCAAGCGACGAAGCUGGUUCAGCACGGCGCCGAUGUGAACGCAACGGAUAAGAAGGGGCGGACGCCUUUGAUGCAGGCGAUCAUCAAGGGCGACUUGGAGUUGAUUAAGCUGCUUCGGCGCUACGGUGCCGAUGUCAAUGCAGGAGGCGUCGUGUCUCCGGCAGAGCUCGCUCCCGCCAUGAACAAUUUUGAGAUAUUGAGGCUUCUAGGCCUGGAGAUUCCGACGAUGCCUCCACCUCCGCCAGCACAGGCAUCGGGAAGCGCAGUGACUGAUGAGGCCGGUCCUCCUCGGCCGCAGUCACCUCCGCCGGGGUAUGACAAGGCAGUUGGGCACUAA